Molecule: messenger RNA, 1374 nt
Organism: Adineta steineri
Lineage: Eukaryota; Metazoa; Rotifera; Eurotatoria; Adinetida; Adinetidae
Source: the annotation of a GenBank genome assembly
AUGGAAGACAAUAAAAAACAAGUUGUUAUUAUAACUGAAGAGAAACAAUCCAAGUCCAAGUCCAAGAAAAUUUUUGGUUAUGUUUUGUUUAUAUUAUUUGGUAUUGGAACAUGGCUUAAUUUAAAUGGGAUAUGGAUUGAAUUACCAUUAUUAAUUCCUGAACUAUCCGAAGGAUGGGGUUUAUCUCCUCAAUUAGGAAUGGCAAGUAAUAUAGCAAAUGUAGGUCCAUUAAUAAUCGCAUUGAUACGUCAUUUAAUUGGUGGUGAAUCGUCAGCUUAUGAAGUUCCAUCAAUAUGUGUAAUAUUUCUUGUUGGAAUAACAGUUCCAAUAAUCCUUUCAUUUACUUGGUUUAAACAAGUUUUUUUUCUUGGAACAACUCGUUCAUUAUAUUUAUUAGUACUUGGAUUUUUUCUUGCAUUAGUUAAUUGUACAUCAUCAGUUACAUAUCUUCCUUUUGUUAAUCGAUUUCAUAAAAAAUGGUUAAAUAUUUAUUUUGCUGGAGAAUCUUUAUCAUCAUUAAUUCCAGCUAUACUUGGACUUUUACAAGGUGUUGGUCAAGAAGCUAAAUGUAUUCCAUCACCAACAAAUCAUUCAAUAAUGAUUGAACAACAUUUUCCAGCAAGAUUUUCUGUUCAAGUUUAUUUAAUUUGUCUUAGUAUAAUUAUGUGUAUCUCAUUUAUUGCAUUUCUAUUACUUUGGAGAACUCAACCACAAGAAAAAAAUCAAAAAAAAAGUCAAGCUGAACAGAUAAUUGCAGGAGAAAAUGCUCAAGAUUCCCUUUUAACUGUGAAUAAUAAUGAUGUUAUUGUUAAAAGUCCAAAUGAUAAUAAUGAAGAAAGAUUUUCAAUGGAAACAAUAAUCUAUUUAUUAAUUAUUUUAUGGACAAGUAUUCUUUUAAUUGGAUGUAUUCCAUCGAUUAAUUCAUAUUCACUUAAUCCAUAUGGUGCAUCAACUUUUCAUUAUGUUCUUAUUUUAUGUCAAUGUUGUUAUCCAUUAGUAUCAUUAAUAUCAACACUCCGUCCACAAUUAUUUCAAGUAUCAAAAAUUGGAAUUAUUCUAUCAACAAUAUCUGGUACUCUAGCUUUUUCUUAUAUAUUUAUUACAGCAUGGAGAUCACCAUGUUCACCUUUUGUUGAUGAAGCAAUGGGAAAAUAUAUUGUUGCAGUAAUGUGGGUACUUGUUUAUUUAAUAUUUUAUUAUGAACGAAUUGCUCUUGGAAAUUAUUUUAAUGAAACAUCAGGUCAUCGAGGUCUUUUUUGGUAUGGUUUAUUAACACAAGCUGGAGCUUUUACUGGUGCAGUAAUUAUAUUUACAUUAAAUUCUUUAGGAAAAUUUAACGAACGUGCGUUAUGUGAAAAAUAUUCAUGUUCUUAA